This is a messenger RNA of Nothobranchius furzeri (turquoise killifish), 1823 nucleotides long. The record is from RefSeq and is a predicted model, not a curated record. Lineage: Eukaryota; Metazoa; Chordata; Actinopteri; Cyprinodontiformes; Nothobranchiidae.
AUGAUGCUGCUGCUGGAGGCCCUGCAGCUGGUGGAGGCCCUGCUGCGGCAGCUGCCGGAGGCCCCACAGCUGGUGGUGUUGCUGCUGCCGGAGGCCCUGCUGCGGCAGCUGAUGGAGGCCCUGCAGCUGGUGGUGUUGCUGCUGCUGGUGGUGCUUCUGCUGGUGGAGGCCCUACUGCGGCUGCUGAUGGUGCUGGUGCUUGCGGAGGCCCUGCUGCUUGUGGUGCUUAUGCUGGUGGAGGCCCUGCUGCUGCUGGUUUUGCUCAAGCUGCUGGUGAUGUUGUAUCAACUGCAUAAUGCCUACUUUAGCAUUUUGCCUGUUGUUCAUCUCCAUUACACUGAGGAGUGGAACAAUACUGAGGGCGAAGUGGUAGCACUCAUCAGUUGCUCCUUCUGGCAUGGUGUGGGGUCCGUUUCAAUGGGCUACGCGACCGGCCUCUUGAUGUGGAAGGUUCAGCAGCAGAAGCAGCAGCAGUGGAAGGGGUGGACUGUCUUGAAGGACCUGCUGCCUCAUCUGGUCCAGACAGGCUCAAAGGAGUCGGAGGUUGGUCCUCCUCUGUGUUCAUCUGGCAUGCAGAGUCCAAGCUACUUCUUGAGCUGUUUUUGGCCUCCGGUUGUCAGUCUGGCUUUCAGCUACCGUCUUGGCCAGACUACGGUCAGAAACUCUGUCCAUGUGGUGUGUGCUGCUAUUGAGAAAGUUAUGAUCGGCCAAUAUCUGCCACCCCCAACUGAAGAAAUGUGGAAGACCGUUGCACAAGGCUUCUUGGAGAAAUGGAAUUUCCCUAACUGUUUGGGGGCAUUGGAUGGGAAACAUAUACACAUUCAAGCUCCACCACGCUCUGGAAGCCAGUAUUUCAACUAUAAAAAGACCUUCUCCAUUGUGCUGCUGGCUCUGGUGGAUGCAGACUACAGAUUUCGGGUGAUCCAGGUGGGGGACUUUGGAAGAAGCAGUGAUGGAGCUGUCUACGCUUGCUCAGCACUGGGGAUUGGAAUGGAGAGAAGAACGCUUCAUGUGCCUCCCCAUGCCCCCCUGCCUGGUGCUGCUGAUGCUACCCCUGUGCCCCAUGUCAUGGUGGGGGAUGCAGCUUUUCCACUGAAGCCGUACCUGAUGAGGCCAUACCCCGGGCAUAAUCUGACUCACAGGAAAAGAAUCUUCAACUACAGGCUGUCAAGAGCACGUAUGGUAGUUGAGAAUGCAUUUGGCAUUCUUGCCUCUAGAAGGAGGAUCUUUUACAGGCAAAUACACCUCCAUCCUGACAAGGUGGACAGUGUUGUUCUUGCUGCAUGCAUUUUGCACAACUUCUUGAUUGCACCAAGUGAGAACCAAGCAAUCUUGGAUGAAGCUAACCAACAGACCACACACAUGGUGCCAGUGAGAGACAUGGGUCCAAAUCGGGCAUCUAGAGAGGCCUGCAACAUCAGGGAGAUCUUUUGUGACUUUUUCAUCUCUCCUGAGGGCAGUGUGACUUGGCAGGACAGAAUGGUGUGAAAUGGGAAAUAAGUCCUGCAGCUGAAACAAUGUUGAGACACUGUGCAAUCUAAAUGUGUGCAUCUUAUUUUUUUUUACAAGUUCUCAACUGUGUCGUGAUUUUUAUAACUGUUUAACCACAGAUAAAUGUGUGCAUGUUUCCUAAAUAAAAGUAUUAUUUGACUUUGUCAUUCUUUCUUUAUUCUUAUAAUAAGCCAAAGGGAUUAAAUAAGUGGGAUACUCGAGGAAAGGGUUUUAGUUGUUUUUUUCAGAAGAGGGAAGUUUACACCUUUGUGAACAGUAGCAUGAGAUUAGCACUGUUUGCAUUUAAAGCACACUACAGGGUGCAUUAAAUU